AUUCAUUCUCUACAACUCCUUAGAAGAAUUCAUACCCCAGGAUGUGGCAAUUAACCUUGGCUUUAAUCUUAGUUUUACUCUGCUUAUGGCUAAUGUGGAGGAAGAAACAAUUGUCCAUUUUCAAAUCUCUAAAUAUACCAGGUCCUGAACCAAAUAUCUUAUUUGGCAAUCUAUGGGAGUUCAGAAAGAAUCCUUAUGGCUGUCCUAAAAAGUGGAUUGAAAAUUAUGGAAAAGUAGUAGGAUAUUUCUAUGGUCUUCGACCAGUUCUUUUAGUGGCGGAUCCUGAAUUACUGAAAAUCAUACAACAAAAAGAAUUUCAUAAAUUUCCCAACAGAGCU
Molecule: messenger RNA, 338 nt
Organism: Stegodyphus dumicola
Lineage: Eukaryota; Metazoa; Arthropoda; Arachnida; Araneae; Eresidae
Product: cytochrome P450 3A21-like
Molecular function (GO): oxidoreductase activity, acting on paired donors, with incorporation or reduction of molecular oxygen; heme binding; steroid hydroxylase activity
Source: RefSeq, a predicted model, not a curated record